Messenger RNA from Cryptococcus wingfieldii CBS 7118, 1284 nucleotides. Its product is annotated as rhomboid-like protein. NCBI's taxonomy places the organism in Eukaryota, Fungi, Basidiomycota, Tremellomycetes, Tremellales, Cryptococcaceae. The record is from RefSeq and is a predicted model, not a curated record. Gene Ontology annotation, molecular function: serine-type endopeptidase activity. The coding region runs from base 1 to 1284 and encodes 427 amino acids. The transcript has 5 exons. Gene Ontology annotation, cellular component: membrane.
AUGGCGUUCCGGCAAUCCCUCCACUUCAAGAGUUCUUUCCUCACCCCUCCUCGGUCAUACUCCCAGCCAUGCUUCUCCCUCCGUCCUCAACGGAACUUCACUACCCAAGGAUCAGUCGUCUCAAGGCAAGCUAUUGGCAGAAUAACGCCAAAGAGAAUAGCCGUACCCCGGUCCUCGGUAGAAGGCGCGGCGCCGGUGGACAAUGGGAUGCCUCAUCGAUCUAUUUGGCGGCCAUUGAUCUUCUGUGCGGCGUUUGGAGGAGGAGGUUAUGCGCUCCUGGCUUUCUACACCAAUUACGACACUCAAGUAUGGUCGGACAAGAUGGGAGGCGGAAGCUGGUGGCGGCUUGGGGUCGACCAGCCUUCGGAUCGAGAGAUGGCUCGAGCAAAGCAACUAGAAGGAGCCAAGAAAGCACAGAAACUGCUGAAUGAGCUCCCCGCCACUCUCUCUUUCGUCCCAAACCUCAUCCUCGUCCCUAUCCUCCGAACAUACGUCCUCUUUUCCGAAUUCUACCUCAACUCUCCACCAGCCCAGCUUGCGCCUCUCGCCCUCAUAGGCGGUAUGGGCACGAUCUUCUUGGCGUGGAAGGUUCCCAGGGCAGAGAAGUUUAUGCGGAAGUGGUUUCUGCAUAGGCCGGUCAUUUACACGGCUUCUGCCAAGAGGGAGUGGGCAAACUGCGUGACGUUGUUUACUAGCACCAUCUCCCACCAAUCACUCCCUCACUUCGCUUUCAACUCUCUCGCCCUCUUCUCCUUCGGGGCCGCUUCCUUCACCUUCCUCUCCGCCCCUCCCGUCACACCCUCUCUCCCCACCUCUACCCACUCCCCACACUUCUACGCCUUCCUCCUCGCCGCGGGCCUCUUCUCCUCUCUCGGCUCUCACCUCUGGACCAACGUCUUCCGUCUGCCUCGGUUGAUCAAAGCCAUCCAGCAUCCCGCAAGGAUCUCCAGUCCCCAGGCGCUGGCGAACCAAGCCGCCAUCCUACCAAGUUUGGGAGCGAGUGGAGCUAUCUAUGCGGCAUUGACCAUGACCGCCUGUGCUUUCCCCGAUUCUGCCGUCGGCAUCAUCUUCAUUCCUUUCGUGACCAUCCCCAUCGGGUGGGGUGUGGCGGGGAUGGUGGCUGUGGAUAUGAUCGGUCUAAUUCGUGGAUGGAGGAUGUUUGAUCAUGUAGCGCAUCUCGGAGGAGCCCUCUUUGGCUUCUUGUACUAUGGCUACGGGAGGGAGGCUUGGCUUUGGACGAGGAGGAAGCUGGGCGCGCAGGAGAGGAAGGCUGGGUAUCUGUAA